This is a messenger RNA of Ectocarpus sp. CCAP 1310/34, 1186 nucleotides long. NCBI's taxonomy places the organism in Eukaryota, Phaeophyceae, Ectocarpales, Ectocarpaceae. The record is from the annotation of a GenBank genome assembly.
AUGUGGAACAGGAAAAAAUCGAGAAAAAAACAAGAGGCUCACUUCCAGGAAGAGGAGGGGGACCAACAGCAGCUCGUCGACUUCGAGCCCGAAGGGGAGGACGAAGACCAACACGUCCUAGCGUCCCCCACCGGCCCGUCGUCGCCGUCUCCAUCGUCGUCGUCGUCCUCUUUGUCGGAAGACGAAGGGAAUCGGUCGCACCGUUCAUCGGAUGAUGAUGAUGGUGUUGAUCGAUUGUCGUUCUUGCAGUUGCUGGAGGCAACGUGCAGGGAGGAGGUGAAGGCUUACCUCCGAGCGUUGCGGCACAGGCGGACUCCUCCGGAGCUGUCGCCAGCUACCAUCGCGUGGCAGCAGCGUCUCCUGACGGAGUCGGUGCCCGCCUCAUCGUCUGUCGCAACAGCGUCAGAUACGUUGUCUCGUGGAGCCUCGUCUCGUGGAACGAGUGCAACUAACUGCACCGACAUCGGCGCGUCCUGAGCAGACGGUGACUUUCAGGAAGUCACCCACGGCACGUCCGCCGACACAACACCGAGGAACGCUCGCAGCUCGUGGCCGAGGUUCGGGUAGAGGGGGUGGUCAGCGUCGGCCGUCGUUCGAUCCGUGCACCCACCCCUCCUGUCGGUCGCACAAGACUCACCCGAUCGAGCGCUGCUGGGUGAGGAUCGCGGAGGAAGAAGAGCGUCAGGUUCGUUCCGCAUCGAAGCGGUCCCGUAAAGAUCGUCGGCGAAAGCAGAAGGACGAUUCGUCGGACUCCGAAUAGGGGUGCCCAGGUGUUGUGCCCGCAAUACUUGGGAAGAAAUCUGCUGCUGCCGUAGUAGUUUGCAGAAGGGGCGUGAAAAGAUCUUUUGAUCAUUUUGCGUCACUUGCGCGUUCGUCUAUGUCGUUACUCCGAGUUAUAGAUCGUGUCCAAGAGUGCAAAUCGACUUGUAAAUAAGGCAUAUGCGUCCCCCGUCGUAGAACAACCACAUAGAAGGUUGGAGCGUUCAGUGAACGCAAACGAUUUAGACGUGGUUGAUAGAGAGUCCCCUGUGGCAUCGCGUGACCGUCAGAGUGCCAAGAAAACAAGGGCCGACAGGAUUGUUGCCGUACCGAAAAAAAUAUCGGAGCGUAAGAAGAGGAAGAGGAAGUCGGAUGGAAUUAAACAACGUGUUUCGUGGUACAGCUCAGCGCUGGCGCGAAAAAAACC